Molecule: messenger RNA, 1548 nt
Organism: Eruca vesicaria subsp. sativa (arugula)
Lineage: Eukaryota; Viridiplantae; Streptophyta; Magnoliopsida; Brassicales; Brassicaceae
Source: the annotation of a GenBank genome assembly
AACAAACGUGCUCUUAAGUUUGACCUUCCAAGUCAAUUUGUCUGUUUCUACUUACACAAAACCCAGAUCGUCAAGAUGUCGGAAGAGAAAAUCGUCGCCGUGAUCAUGGUCGGCGGACCGACCAAAGGAACUCGUUUUCGCCCAUUAUCGUUCAAAACGCCCAAGCCGCUGAUUCCUUUGGCUGGGCAGCCAAUGAUCCAUCAUCCUAUUUCUGCUUGCAAAAAGAUACCAAACCUGGCUCAGAUUUUUCUGAUUGGGUUUUACGAGGAAAGAGAGUUCGCGUUGUAUGUUUCUUCCAUUUCUAACGAGCUCAAAAUCCCAGUUCGAUACUUGAAAGAAGAUAAGCCUCAUGGUUCUGCUGGUGCUCUUUUUCACUUUCGCGAUAGAAUCAUGGAAGAAAAACCAUCACAUGUUUUCCUCCUAAACUGUGAUGUUUGCUGUUCUUUCCCUCUCCAAGACAUUCUCGACGCACAUCGUCGAUAUGGUGGAAUUGGAACUAUGCUAGUAAUCAAGGUUUCUGCAGAAGCAGCAAGCCAAUUUGGAGAGUUGAUAUCUGAUCCUGAUACUAAAGAACUCUUGCAUUAUACAGAGAAACCAGAGACUUUCGUAACUCUCUCCUUGAAGUUUCCUGUUUUUUUCUUAUUUCCCUCACUGGUAUAUAUGGACUUUGCUAAGCUUAUAGAGGUUUCACUGAUGAUGCAGGUGAGUGACUUGAUCAACUGUGGUGUCUAUGUGUUUACCUCAGAUAUCUUCAAAGCCAUUGAAGGAGUAUACAACCAAAUGAGAGAGACGUCUAGCAACUACAGCCACUUCCAAUCAACUACAAGGUCUGUUCCUGCAGAUUUUGUGAGGCUAGAUCAAGAUAUAUUGUCACCACUUGCUGGAAAGAAGCAACUAUACACAUACGAAAAUAAGGAUUUUUGGGAACAGAUUAAGACUCCAGCGAAGUCUUUGAAAUGCUCGGACUUGUAUCUUUCUCAAUUCCGUGAAACAUCUCCUCAUCUUUUGGCUUCAGGAGAUGCUACUAAUAAGAAACCGAUGAUAGUUGGUGAUGUUUAUAUUCACCCAUCCGUAAAACUACAUCCAACCGCAAAGAUUGGUCCAAACGUGUCAAUCUCAGCAAACGUUCGUGUUGGACCUGGUGUAAGGCUUAUAAACUGCAUAAUAUUGGACGAUGUUGAAAUCAAGGAGAAUGCUGUUGUUAUAAACUCGAUCAUCGGUUGGAAAUCUUCUAUAGGUAGAUGGUCAAGAGUUCAAGCUAGUGGUGAUGACAAUGAGAGGCUUGGGAUUACCAUUCUUGGGGAGGCUGUGACAGUAGAAGAUGAAGUUGCAGUCAUAGGAAGCAUUGUUCUUCAGAAUAAGACUCUCAAUGCCAGUGUUCAAGACGACAUUAUCUUAUGAUUUAUCAGAGGAUGAUAUACUGAUUUUUUUAUUUUUUUUAAUAAUGCAAACAUAAGAAAAGUUACAGAACUGAGAGCUACUUUGCAUUGAGAUCACAUGAUUGUUACUUGUACUAUGAUUUUUAUAUACAGGAAGAAUCUAUGAAGC